Astyanax mexicanus (Mexican tetra) is the source of this 1060-nucleotide messenger RNA. It is a transcript of the gene eif3g, whose product is annotated as eukaryotic translation initiation factor 3, subunit G. The record is from RefSeq and is a predicted model, not a curated record. Lineage: Eukaryota; Metazoa; Chordata; Actinopteri; Characiformes; Acestrorhamphidae. The transcript is spliced from 10 exons. Gene Ontology annotation, molecular function: RNA binding; translation initiation factor activity. Gene Ontology annotation, cellular component: eukaryotic translation initiation factor 3 complex; cytoplasm. Bases 88 to 969 code for a protein of 293 amino acids.
UCCUCCCCGCCCGUAGAUAGUGCUGUUUAGCCCUGAUCUCCAGCUCGGCCCCCAGCCCGGGUCUUUUCUCACAGGCGCUGCGCCAGGAUGCCGUCGAAUGAAUACGACGACUCAAAGCCCAGCUGGGCAGAUCAGGUGGAGGAGGAGGGAGAUGAAGGCACUCUCCCAUCACCGAAAGAAACUGUCAAGGGUAACAUCAAGACUGUGACAGAAUAUAAGAUUGAUGAGGAUGACAAGAAGUUCAAGAUUAUCCGAACCUUCAAAAUUGAGAAUAGAAAGGCUUCUAAAGCAGUUGCCAGGCGAAAGAACUGGAAAAAAUUCGGUAACUCUGAAUUUGACCCACCUGGACCUAAUGUUGCCACCACCACUGUGAGCGAUGAUGUGUACAUGACCUUCAUCUCCAGUAAAGAGGACCUUAAUGCACAAGACCAGGAUGAGGAUCCUAUGAGCAAGCUGAAAGGUCAGAAGAUUGUGUCUUGCCGUAUCUGCAAGGGAGACCAUUGGACCACCCGCUGUCCCUACAAAGACACCCUGGGCCCCAUGCAGAAGGAGCUUGCAGAGCAGUUGGGUCUGUCCACAGGGGAUAAAGAGAAAGCAACAGAGCCUGAGCCUGCUCAGCCAGUCCAGAGUAAAACUGGGAAGUACAUUCCUCCCAGCCUGCGAGACGGAGGCACGCGCAGAGGAGAAUCCAUGCAGCCUAACCGGAGAGCUGAUGACAAUGCUACCAUCCGUGUCACCAAUCUGUCGGAAGACACGAGGGAGACGGAUCUGCAGGAGCUCUUCAGGCCGUUUGGUUCUAUCUCCAGGAUCUACCUGGCCAAGGACAAGAACACUGGCCAGUCUAAGGGAUUUGCCUUCAUCAGCUUCCACCGGCGGGAGGAUGCUGCCAGAGCUAUUGCAGGAGUGUCAGGCUUUGGAUAUGAUCACCUUAUCCUCAAUGUGGAAUGGGCUAAACCUUCCAACAACUGAGAGUAGGACCUCUGUUCAUAUUCCAGGAGGAUGAGGAGCAUUCUUCCAGUAGAGUUUGGCUAUUAAUUGAAUAAACAUGUUACAGAUUAAA